AUGAAGAUCGCAUGUAUUGGUGCUGGCUAUGUGGGCGGCCCAACCAUGGCCAUGGUCGCGCUUCAUUGCCCUGAGAUUGAGGUCGUGGUAGUCGACAUUAAUGAGGAGCGCAUCAAGGCGUGGAACAGCGACAAGCUACCCAUCUACGAACCCGGUCUCCUUGAAGUGGUGAAGGAGUGCCGCGGCCGCAACUUGUUCUUCUCCACCGACACCAAGAAGCACGUUGGCGAGGCUGACAUUGUGUUUGUGAGUGUCAACACCCCUACGAAGACCACUGGUAUCGGCGCCGGCAAGGCUGCUGAUCUGACCUACUGGGAGGGCGCUGCUCGCCUGAUUGCGUCGGUGUCUACCAGCAGCAAGAUCGUUGUGGAGAAGUCCACCGUUCCCGUCAAGACGGCUGAGGCCAUUGGCAAGGUGCUGAAGCGCAACUGCCAGGACCCAAAUGUCCAGUUCGAGAUUCUGUCAAACCCGGAGUUCUUGGCGGAGGGCACCGCCAUCGAGGACCUGCGCCAUCCGGAUCGCGUACUGAUCGGCGGUUCUGACACCGAGAGCGGCAGGAAGGCCAUUGAAAGUCUAGCCUCCGUGUACGCCCACUGGAUUCCACGCGAGCGCAUCCUGACAGCCAAUCUCUGGUCGGCGGAGCUUGCCAAAUUGACAGCCAAUGCCUUCCUGGCACAGCGCAUCUCGUCCAUCAACGCUAUCUCGGCCCUGUGCGAGGCCACCGGUGCUGACGUGCAACAGGUGGCGCAUGCAAUUGGCACGGACAGCCGCAUCGGCCCUAAGUUUCUGAACGCCUCUGUGGGCUUUGGUGGAUCGUGCUUCCAGAAGGAUAUCCUCAACUUGUGCUAUGUGUGCGAGUCCGUAGGCCUUAAGGAGGUAGCUGAGUAUUGGUACCAGGUGGUGUCCAUGAACGACUAUCAGAAGCAACGCUUUGUAGAGCGCGUCAUCAGCGCCAUGUUCAACACAGUCUCCAAGAAGAAGAUUGCCAUCUUUGGGUUUGCCUUCAAGAAGGACACUGGCGACACCCGUGAGACACCUGCCGUCGACGUGUGCAAGGGCCUAAUUCGCGAUGGCGCCAAGGUGUGCGUGUACGACCCGGAGGUGACUGCCGAGCAGAUCUUCCGAGAUCUUUCGGCGCCGAAGUUCGAGUGGGACCGCCCCAACUACAGCCGCUCUGCCAGCCACAUGCUGGAGAAUGUGCAGGUGGUUCAGGAUGCGGACGCUGCAGCAGAGGGGGCGCACGCUAUCUGUGUUCUGACGGAGUGGGACGCUUUCAAGACAUACGACUACCAGGCAAUGUACGACAAGAUGACUAAGCCUGCCUUCAUCUUUGAUGGCCGCAACAUCCUGGACCAUGCCAAGCUCCGCGAGAUUGGUUUCAUCGUGUACGCCCUGGGCAAGCCUCUGGACGCGUUCUUGCAGAAGAACUACGCGUAAGGAUGCUACAAGGAUGCGGGCAUCGGCAGCUGGCAGAUAGGCACUUGAACCUUGAAUGGUUGUGGGAUUGCAAUGCGUUACAGAUAAUGUUUACCGCAGCACGGGCGGGGUCCAUGGAAACGUUGGGGCCUAGCGGCGUGCGCAGGCAAGGGUUAUCGCUCCUGUGCUCAGGAGCCCGUUACUGCUUCGGUGCAAUAGAGCUUUUUGCGCAGGUGUGCUCGUACAGAUACAUCCUACAUCCCAUCAAGGCGUGAAAUUUUGCACCAUAGUAUACCGCUCGACUGAUAACUUACGCUAAUGGCAUUUCGGAUUGGUAUGAGUGUCAAGAGACGUUUUGGCGAGUUCGACUCCUUUAUGUACUGAAACCGAGGACUUGGUGGGAGCUGACAAAGGGACGCAGGGUGUAGUUCAGACCAUGACUUUGUGCAUUUUGCAAGGGUGUGCGCCAAGUAGGUAUGCGUAAUUUUUUAUUAUAUGUCAUUCCUUUGCCUACAUGCUUAUGGCCAUGCAGACCCUGUUUUUGUUAUCAACAUGUCUCAUGGCAGUGAUGGCAACAUUUCUGGCUGCAACCCUUCCUGUAAUUUGCGG
Volvox carteri f. nagariensis is the source of this 2025-nucleotide messenger RNA. RefSeq lists its product as uncharacterized. Gene Ontology annotation, cellular component: cytosol; nucleus. The transcript is spliced from 8 exons. Gene Ontology annotation, biological process: glycosaminoglycan biosynthetic process. The record is from RefSeq and is a predicted model, not a curated record. Gene Ontology annotation, molecular function: NAD binding; UDP-glucose 6-dehydrogenase activity. NCBI's taxonomy places the organism in Eukaryota, Viridiplantae, Chlorophyta, Chlorophyceae, Chlamydomonadales, Volvocaceae. Bases 1 to 1437 code for a protein of 478 amino acids.